CGAAGCGCAGGGUCUUGUGUCUGACUCCUUAGUUGCACCUGUCCUUGUCUGCUCCUCUGGGUUGCUUCUCCAAACGGACCAAACCCCAACCCCCCGCUCUCUCUCUCUCUCUCUCUCCGGCAUUUUUACUUUUAUUUUUAUCUGGUCCGUUCUCAAAUCUCUGUACGUCCCUGCUACUAGAUUUUUUGGAGUAGAAGGAUACUGAAGCAUUAAGAUUUAGUGCAAUGGAGGCUGAGAAAUUGAUUGGCGAACAACAAAAUCAGAAAGAGCAUAGGACCCAAAACUGUAUUGAAAAUGAGCAAACAUCUGUUAAACGAAGGAAGAGGAAGAAGAAGGACGAGAUGCCCAUGGAAAAGAAGAAAAAGGUGAUUGCAGGAAACCCAAAAGCUCCUAAAUCGAAAUCGAAGAAAGUUGCCUCAGAUACUGGAAAGAACUCACGAUGCAUUAAACGAAAGCGAACUGGGAUGAACGAAAUAUAUGAUGAUGUUGAAUCUAAGUUUACCGUUAUGGAGCGAGCAGCAAAAGUUCUGGCAAGUAUGGAGGAUGGAGCCCCUUACUUUUUAAAGUGUAUGCUCCCUUCAAAUGUCACUUACAGCUUUUGGUUGAUUAUUCCUAGGAAAUUCGGCAGCUUACAUCUGCCAAGUCGGGAUUCCACUGUUAUUUUGGUCGAUGAAUGGGGAAAAGAAUAUAAGACAACAUAUCUUAUUGAUAGAAAUGGACUAAGUGCUGGUUGGAGGGGGUUCUCCAUGUCUCACAGAUUACUGAAGGGAGACAUCCUGAUCUUCCGUUUGAUUGGACAUUGCAAGUUGAAGGUGCACAUAGUAAGAGUACAUGGUUUGGAUGUAGUAAAUGCAGCUGCUUGCCUCAUGAACUUGGAUGCUUUUGGAACAAUGGAUUCUGAUCCUGUGAAGCAGGAUUAUAGGAAGCGUAAAAGAACAAAGAAGUAUGCAGACUGUUCUGUGUUUGAUGCCCCUAGAAUACCAGACAAAGUUCAAGAAAAGGGCAAGAUGGUGCUCAAAUCUGACCUUGUGCCUGUGGAAGAUCAAUCUGAAAACACCAGUGAUGGUUUUGGGUCUGAAGUACUAGAAGGUUCUGGAAUGACUGACCACCUUUUAUCCGGUGACCACCAUCACACUGAAGCAUCAUUUUUGCAUGAGCAUCCCUGUGAAGGUGUCGUGUGUCGGUAAUCUGCAGAAGUAGUGUUGCUUACAUGGAAAAAGAUGGAACUUCUGAGUUCAGCAUG
Messenger RNA from Coffea arabica (coffee), 1243 nucleotides. Its product is annotated as B3 domain-containing protein Os05g0481400-like. Lineage: Eukaryota; Viridiplantae; Streptophyta; Magnoliopsida; Gentianales; Rubiaceae. Gene Ontology annotation, molecular function: DNA binding. The record is from RefSeq and is a predicted model, not a curated record.